CGGAGAAAAUGAGGAGCAUGGUUCUGGGAAACUACGAUCACAUGCUCAAGUUUAAGAAAAGCAACACAUCAGCGACCACGACCACGUCGUUGUUCGGUAGUAUGAAGAGAAAUGCUGACGCGAAAGGAGGACUUGGAGUUGGAGGGCGUGCACUAGAUCAAUCCAAACUUAUUCCAAGCGCAACGGAUGAAGCAAAGUUCGGCACUAGUAGCGGAUCGGCCUCAUCUACGGCUUUUCCAUUUCCC
Molecule: messenger RNA, 245 nt
Organism: Amoebophrya sp. A25
Lineage: Eukaryota; Dinophyceae; Syndiniales; Amoebophryaceae
Source: the annotation of a GenBank genome assembly